This is a messenger RNA of Spodoptera litura, 4020 nucleotides long. NCBI's taxonomy places the organism in Eukaryota, Metazoa, Arthropoda, Insecta, Lepidoptera, Noctuidae. The record is from RefSeq and is a predicted model, not a curated record.
UCGGAGGAGGUGCAUCGCUGCCGGCCGCCGUUCCCGCGUUCGAAACAUCGCACCGGUCCGGCUUGUUUGUAUAGGGAUGUUUGUUCCUAGAUAGUGCGCCCCACAAACCCUGAAUGGAAGGAUUUGUAGUGCUGUGAGACUAAGUGUGGACAACAUUGGAGCAUAUUUAUGUGAAAGUGUUUUGUCGUUUGAUGGUCAGUUACGAUGUUGCAAUACUCACGGUAGGCGGAUGUGGCUAAUGCAGUUAGAUCUGUUUGAUUGGCAAAAGUAAACAUGUGUAUGACAGACGUUAUUAAAGCUAUGUUGCCGUCUGCCGACGUCGCUUUAAUGGAACGUGUAUAACAAACGGUAACGGAAACGUGCAAUGAUUUAGUUUCAGCGAAAUGUUAUGACUUUAACGUUCAGUGGAACAUGAUAUUACCGGAGAAGCGUUGUUUUGAGAACAUAAAACUUUACGAUGAUUAGUCUGCAAAGUGACGAAGGGAUUGAUGCGAGAGUCAAAUAUUGAAAUAGAUUGAGAAUGCUCUUCGUAAUAGAUUAUGAUAAAACAAUUGUAAAGCUAAUUGAUUUAAUUUAUUUUAAAAACCAUGUGGGUGGAAUAAGAGAUAACAAUGAUCGGGCAGUUUUAUGUUGAACAAGCAACAAAACAAUUCAUUAUAACAAUGGAGUAUUGUUUGUGAUUGAGUUUAAGCUUUUUUGUUAGGAAAUCACUUUUUAUUUGUAUACAAGCAAGCGUAGAUAAUAAUUUCGGUGGACAAAACAAUACUGCACGCGUUAAUGAAACAAUAGAUAAUUUGGGCUAGCUCAAUGGGUUCCUAAUUGGAACUAUGAACAGUUUAAGUAAUUAUAAAACCAUUUUAGAUGAAAACGUUCAGCAAAAGUAUCCAUUCAUUCGUAGUAGUGGUUUCAAUGCCCAUUCAAAUUCAAUAAACCGGGAAGAGGUCUUAGUUUUUUAAAUAUCUUUGUUCUAAAGCCCCGAGAUUAUUAAAAGAACUCUGUUGGAAAGUUGGUUUCUAUUAGACGCGGUCCAAGAAAGUUUUCCAGACCAAUUACUUACUACAUAAUUGUUGAAGAAAACUUCUUGGAAAGAAAUAGUUCGGUAGUUUUAAUAAAUAUUUUGUCGGUGGAAUGAAAGACGGGGAAAUGAAUGGAGUGGACAAUACUGGGUCCAAUCGAACAGAUCUCACCCACGCAUCGUGAGACCAUCAAAUUGACCAUUUUAUAUUUACAGUUAUAAUUGAGACAGAAACGAUAAAUGACGGUUAUUUGAUAUUUAUUGAACAUAAAUAUAAAGUGACAAAGGAUAAAGUUUGCGAAAGAAAAACAAAUCCGUUGGAGGGAUUUGGGAAUAAUCCAAGGAGUAAUUUUUGCAUAUAUUGCUCCCAGACUUGAAUGAAAAAAAUACAAUCGAUGCCGUCGCAUUUCGAAAAACGUUAAGAGAUAACUUGAAAUAAGACUGCGUAUGGCCGAAAGAUACAACAGGAGUCCAAUUAAAGCGUCGUCGUACGCUGUUUGGACAUAUAAAAAUGGUUUCAAUAGAAACGACAAAUACAAGCAAGCUCGUGACUUGAAUGCUGACAGUGAGAAAGAAAAGCAAAAUGUUCUUGGAAGUACAGUUGCAGAAAACAAAAACUCAGAGUACGCAGACAGACUCAGCGAUAGUGUUAUAGCGGAGGCAACUGAUUCACUAGAAGAUACAUUAGAAGAUGAGGAGGUUAGAAAAAAUGUAUGGAGCGACGUGGACGACGAACUUUACAUAGCGAAUUUAAUUAAAGAGAGGACUUCAAAUGAAGUGAAACGCGAAAAACGUGAUACUAGUGGUUAUUUAAGUGAUAGUGAUAUCAGUGAGAAGGUUGUGAGUAGUGUUAAGUUAGAUUACGCGAUGUGGGAGAUAGAACCCACGGAUUUGACGGAGUGCGACUGUCUUGGACCUCCACCGGAGUUCCUGUUGCCGCCACCGCCUCGACCACCGUUCCUGCAAGCGGAGUACUAUUGCGGGGACGAUCCUAUUCCAGAUUUGGAGACUUGCGACACGGAACCAAAGAUAGACGCAUAUAACCACAGUGGACCAUCCCUGCAGACGUCGGCGGUGAUCGCACUGUGCUCAAUAGUGCUACUCGUAGGAGUUCUCAUCGGUGCCAUCCUUGUUUGGAAACAUAAACGGAAAGUCACCAAUUUGCUUCCAUCGAAGUCAUCAGCACCAACACAGAGUAGCGGCUCCCAGCGCAGAGCUCCACCACCAGCUCCCUUAUACGAAGACUUGCAAGACCUUCCCAGAAGACCACCCUUACCGCACAGACCUGAACUAGAGCCACAGUUGGAGAUGGUUGAAACAAAACGACCGAACUGCCCGAGCCGAGUGUUUGUGUGCGGUACCGGCGGUACUUGGCGAGGUGGCAACAGCUGUGGUGGUGACACAUGCGGGGCUCCACUAUACGAGGAGCUACCCCAUAGAUCAGACGACUCCUUACACAGCGACGACCAUUUCGCUGAAGACGAGCUCAGCCUUGUCGGAGAAGCAGCGCCAUGUCGAACCUGUUCCAGACCACCAGCUCCACAAUCGCUUCCUCAUCGGCCUAGACAACAGCGAAUGGACAGGAGACCUAAAUCUUUGGAAAGACGACGAGCACAGCAUAGAAUGCAGCGUCACAUUCAUCCACCCGGACCACCUGAUCCUACGGAGUUCCACGAGGGUGUUCUUUUGGAUGCUUUGUUGAGACUGUAUCCCCAAGUUGGAACGGUUGGUGCGAGGCCGCAAGGACCGUUACCAAUGAGUGCUGGAGGAGCAUGGCCUGGCGGUGAACUGCCUGGGAUCGCCUGUUGGCGAGGACCGCGGGCAUCGCCGAAGCCCCCGAGUGGAGAUUCCUCGUUCGGCUCCGAUUCUGGUUAUAGUAAUAAUACGUGCGGGACAUGUGGUACUAGGGCAUCGUCCAGACACCGAUUGUCUGCAGAAAUACCGAUGUCAUGAACGGAAAUGUCGUGUUCUCGGCUACUGAUGUGACGGUGCCAUAACAGUUCCAGUGACGAAGUGAAUGGUGAAGAAUCAAAGUUAAUGUAAUCAAUUUUGCAUUUAGUAGUUUUACUUUGUCUUUCACGGCCUAACUUAUUCAGCGGCCUCAAUUCUCUCAUGCCUUCUGAGACGGUGAACUUAAUCGUUGAAUAUUAGUUACUGUCGAAUAUUUAUGAACCUUAAACGUCUUAGGGACUACUUUUCUACACGAUUGUACAAAAAUUUAUUGCUUAGUAGAAGGUCUGUCCCUGUAGAUUUUAGCGAUACGAUAUUUUGAUGAAAUCGUUAUUUUUAUUAGCUGAUAUAGCGAUGGUUUUGUACAAAAUUCAUGUGACCAUAUUUUUAGGUAGCUAUAGCGGUUUCGUCCUAGUAAGUUUCGAACUAGUCCUUAAAUUAUCACAAUAAUUGUGAACCUUAUCAAGUUAAUGAUUGAUCACGUGUAAAAACAAUGGAGGGAUAAUGAUGUAAAUGAAUUUCUGAAUUUGUAGAUAAUGUACAAAAUUGUAGUUAAAUGAAUUAUUUAAGAAUAGUAAGUUGAAUUUUAUAAUCAUAUCAUAUUAAAGGUACCACUACUCAUUCAAAUAUAUUUAUCACACAGUUUUUUUUUGUUUGGACUAACUCUACUAUCUGAUUUUGUAAUUUGGUGCUAAAGUUAAUGUAUCGAAUUCCUAUCCGUCGAUUUGUUUUUACAACUCUAAAAGUAUUUCGACUCUGUUGCUUUUUAAGCUUUUUAUUUAGUCUGCUUUUAUAUUUCUACGUUAACAUUUCUUUCCCUAUCGUAAACCCAAGAAUUUUGUUUUGAUUGUAAAUGGAAAAUUAUUGUAUCUGCCGUCGUAGUUGGAAAUUGUUUUUGUUUUAUAAUUCUGUUUAUUUAAUUUAAGUAAUAACUAUUUAUUUUAUUCGAUUUUAUUGUUUCAUUUUGUAUAGUAUCGAGAGUUGCAACAAUUAUGUAAUUAAAUUAAUUCAUGGGACAAAGUGUCCGUUUAAUAAAUAUUGAAGAGCACAAUAAA